CACAGUUUGUCACAAUGUGUUUUAGAAAUAUGCAGCAAGAAGAAAAAAAAAGAAUCAUAUGGAAACAAAUGACUCAUUCACACUGAUAAACUAACAGCGACAUUCAUGGACACAUUUGCUAAGAUCUCUUCAAGAGAGUAACAAGUGUCUCCUCAGCUGCUUCCCUGCCAAUCUCCUAGAGCGCCAUGGAGCCCAUCUACCUUAUCCCACUGCUACUGCUAUUCACUGUGGGACGUGGGGAGAGAGUGCAGGAGAUUCUGGCUGAUGAAGGAGGUUCUGUUCCCCUUGGAGGAAGGCCUGACUUUGAUAGAGAAUCGAUGAUGGCCGAUCUGUACAAUGGGGAUCAAUGGCUGGCUUCAUACCAUGAUGGACUUGAUCCUGCCGAUCAGUAUAAGGGACGUAUAUUUUUCCGUACUGGGAAUGGCAGCUUCUUGCUGAGAGACCUAACAGGAGGCGACAGCAGCAAUUACACUUACUCUGUGCAUCAAGCCAUAAAUGGGAACAGAAACAAGAGCCAGAUCUGCAUUCAUCUGAUUGUCAGGGAACAAAACCCAGUGACUGUGAAGCCAAGAGGGCCCUCUCUCGGCCAUGGGGAACCAAACAUUCUCCCUUCAUAUUCUGUCAGGGAUGUUAUGUGGCUGCUGUCUGUCUGUCUCUCCUGCCUGUCACUUGUACACCCCUUCCUGUGCCUCAGCUGUGCCCUCUGGAGAUGCUGCCAAGGGGGUAAAGCAAGAUUUCUUUUAGGAAAUUCGUUCUCAAGCAUCGCCACAACUGAAACCGCUUUGGAUAUACCACCCUCUUCUGAGUCUUCUCCAUCUACCAACCAAGGCACAGGCGGAGGGGCCCCGUUAUGUCGCACUCUGUAUAUGAAGAUCAGCAGCUGGGUGUCUCUGGCCUGUGUAUGUCUCAGCCUAUUAUUCUACUUCCUCUAUGAUAACGGCAAUCUCAGGGCGAAUGUUUGGGUUCUUCUGGGAGUUGCCGCAAUCCUCAUUGGGAUAAACAUCGCCCCGCUCUUUAAAUGCUGCGGAAUUCCCUGUGGAUGGGAAGUUUCUCCAUUUCCCUACGGUAACUUGUGCCACAGCAGCAGGGAGGGGUCCUGUAUCGUCCGGCUCCUUGGGUACCUCAGCGUGGCGCUAGUCGGCGUAUUUACCCUCUGCCUUUGCUUUGCUGGAUGAAGAAGAAGAAACAGAAAUGACAACUGGAAUCUGAUUCAUUAUUUCCUGCCUUUAAAAGAAACUUCUGACUCAGCCAAUUCUUUGCGUCCCUCUAGGAAAGCAAAAUGUCCCCACAUAUUUAUACUGUGAAUAUCAUAGACACACAUUUCUGUAGGGCCAAGCCAUCACCUUGUAUUCUUCCAGCCAAUCACAGGCAGCAAAGCGAGAGUCAGCUGACCACUAGUUUCAGGGUAUAUCCAUAUUGCUACUGACAGAUUCUACUCUGCCUUGUGAUUGGCUACAGGUAUAAUUCAGAGUAAUAGAUCCUCACUAGCUGCUAUUUUUUAUCUGAAUCUCAGGUAUUUAGGGGGUUUAGGUAAGAUUGGGGGGAAUGGCUUGGAAGGAAGGAAAAAUGCUCCUUAGGAUCAUUAAUCCCAUGCUGAUCAGAAACAACCUGAUGGGUAUUAAAGGGAAAGUAACCCAAUGAUAGGUUAUUGUGCAUGGAGAUUUUCUGGGAGGGAUUACAAGGCAAUUCACAUAUAUGUAUUAUCUGAAUCUAUGGUACUUACCCUGUUAUGGAGCUACAGUUCUCUGUACUUCCUGCUCCUGGACUGCUCUCCUUCCCAUGGUCAACCCAAGAGCAGACUGUUAUAGAGAAUCAGAGUGUUUUCUUAGGGUAAAUACUGAGGAAAACCUAUCCAGCUACCUAGGGAGCGUUCCUAAAAGGCUUAAUGGAACUAUGACCAGGCUUUAUUUUAUGUGGACUUACUAUUUCCGUUUCCCCUUUCUAUCCACUGCCUUACUCUCAAAUAGUUUAUUAAGUUAUUUAAGUUAUUUAAGUUAUAUACUUAAAGUCAAACUUUCCCUUUAAAUAUAAAUGGGGUGUUACCAUUAUUAUUAUUAUGGGGGAGAUAGCUAAUAUUAAAGACACGAUGCAACAGGUUCAGUACCCGGGGAUCUUUGUUGACUUCAAUUAUGUUCCAUUUCAUUUUGUGAACCCCUUUCGAAGUGGGUGAAGAUGAAAUGGUUUUGCACCGGGGUAAAUAGGUAUUGGGUCAUUUGUACUAUUUAUAAUUUUUUAUAUGGUCUUUAUAUUAGUUGUUUUGUAUAUUAUAUCUCCUGACUGAUAGUAGUUACCCUUAUUCAGGCAGUUUGUCAACAUUUCAGACACCUAAGUGUGGUCCUAAGUUACGGAUGGAAAGCUGUUUCCUUAUCCCAUGUAAAGCAUUCUCCUUGCAGUUCAGUAAGUAGCCAGUAGAUGUCACUGUUCUGCUCUAUAAAAGGGGAAGCCUACAUGAGCUCUGCCUCUUUCCUGGGGUUUCCCCUUCCUGGAAGGUGGGUGCAGGUUAGGGCCUGGGCAGAGGCAAUAGGUGGAGCUAGUGUUAGGGUAGUUCUGUAACGGCUCACUCCAGGGGGCACAUUUACUUAAGGGUUAAGUGAAAAAGCUAAGAGAGUUUUUGCAUCUUUUCCCCAGACGAAUUUUCACCCAAGCGAAGAAGCCAGGGUUGGACUGGGGGGUGCAGGGCCCACCGGGGCUGCCACCCCAGGGGCCCC
Molecule: messenger RNA, 2708 nt
Organism: Xenopus tropicalis (tropical clawed frog)
Lineage: Eukaryota; Metazoa; Chordata; Amphibia; Anura; Pipidae
Exons: 9
Coding region: 186-1175 (329 amino acids)
Source: RefSeq, a predicted model, not a curated record